GGGUGUGGCUCUGUCCCGGGGCGGGGCAUCGCGUAAUGGCGGACGCGGGCCGGUCGCGCGCGGUUGGGGGCGUAGCGCCUUGAGGAGGGUCCGGCAGGGUGGCUGCUCGUGAGCCGGUGGGCUGGAGCGCAGCUCGCUCGGACACCGGGCAGGCCGGCCGAGCCCUUCAUGUCGCUGAGGGCAACUGCGCGAGCUCCGGCUGGCUGAGACUCCAGAUCCUCCUGUCCGCACUUUCCCAUACUGGAAUGGCAGGCAUAAACCACCAGGCUGGCUCUGCACUUGGACUUAAAAGCUGGCUAUCUGGGGAGGGAAUGGCACACAUUAGCAAGGUUGUUUUCCAUCAUUGAGAACAUUGCCUGAAGCAGGUCCACCAUGCCGUUAGUAACCAGGAACAUCGAGCCAAGGCACCUGUGCCGUCAGACGUUGCCUAGCGAUACAAGCGAGCUGGAAUGCAGGACCAACAUCACCCUGGCAAAUGUCAUCCGACAGCUGGGCAGCCUGAGUAAAUAUGCAGAGGACAUUUUUAGAGAGAUUUUUUCUCAGGCAAGUACCUUCGCCUCUCGGGUAAACUCCCUUGCUGAGAGGGUUGACCGACUACAAGUUAAAGUCACUCAACUGGAUCCGAAGGAAGAAGAAGUGUCACUACAAGGAAUCAACACCCGAAAGGCCUUCAGAAGCUCCACCAUUCAAGACCAGAAGCUUUUUGACAGAAAUUCUCUUCCUGUUCCUGUCUUGGAGACUUAUAACACCUGUGAUGCCCCUCCCCCUCUCAAUAAUCUUAGCCCUUACAGGGAUGAUGGAAAAGAAGCACUCAAAUUCUACACCAACCCUUCGUACUUCUUUGAUCUUUGGAAGGAGAAGAUGCUGCAGGACACCAAGGAUAUGAAAGAGAAGAGAAAGCAUAGGAAAGAAAAGAAAGAUAAUCCAAAUCGAGGAAACGUAAACCCACGUAAAAUCAAGACACGUAAGGAAGAGUGGGAGAAAAUGAAGAUGGGACAAGAAUUUGUGGAGUCCAAGGAAAAGCUAGGGCCUUCUGGGCAUUCAUCUACCUUGGUGUAUCAGAAUGGCAGCAUUGGCUCUGUUGAAAAUGUGGAUACUGGCAGCUACCCACCACCGCCACAGUCAGACUCCACGUCUUCACCUUCUCCUUCCUUUUCUGAAGACAACUUGCCUCCCCCACCAGCAGAAUUCAGCUACCCAGCAGACAACCAAAGAGGAUCUGGCGUGGCUGGACCCAAAAGAACCAGCGUGGUCAGCCCAAGCCAUCCACCCCCAGCUCCUCCUCUGGGCUCUCCCCCAGGCCCCAAGCCUGGCUUCGCUCCACCACCUGCCCCUCCACCUCCACCUCCAAUGGGUGUACCACCUCCACCACCUGUGGGGUUUGGGUCUCCAGGGACUCCGCCACCACCUUCACCCCCAUCUUUUCCACCUCAUCCUGAUUUUGCUGCCCCUCCACCACCUCCUCCACCACCGGAGGCUGACUACCCAAUGCCACCACCUCCCUUGUCCCAACCAUCUGGAGGUGCUCCUCCCCCUCCACCCCCUCCUCCACCUCCUGGGCCCCCACCUCUCCCCUUCAGUGGUGAUGAUGGCCAGCCUGCUGGACCACCACCGAUUUCUGAUGUCACCAAGCCCAAGUCAUCCUUGCCUGCUGUGAGUGAUGCUCGCAGUGACCUGCUUUCUGCCAUCCGUCAAGGCUUUCAGCUGAGAAGGGUUGAAGAGCAGCGGGAGCAAGAGAAGCGUGAUGUCGUGGGCAACGAUGUGGCCACCAUCCUGUCACGUCGCAUUGCUGUUGAGUACAGCGACUCGGAAGAUGACUCCUCUGAGUUUGAUGAAGAUGAUUGGUCGAAUUAACUUUCUGCCUGCUGCCCCUAUUCCCUUUUUUCCCUUCCUACCUGCCUUUUUGAUACCUAACCCAGCAGUCCCAUGGGAAGGGGGGGGGGGAGAAAGAGUUUCAAGGGGCCAAAGUCUUCCCUGAAGCAACCAAAGAUAUAUCCAAGUGCUUCCUCCAGAUCACCAUGUGUUUCCUUUCCCUAUUUCCUGACUGUGGGCUCCUGAGAGUCCGUAGCUGAGGUAAUAAUCCCUCUUCCUUUCCAGUGACUGCUACGUAUUGAAAAGGAAGAAAAACCCCAAAGCAAAUUCCUUUAAUUGGGUUUCACCUGGAGAUAGUGCCUUCCCCUAACAUCCAUUUUCACCGGUGGCCUUCCUCCAAAGUCCUUGGACUCAGCUACUUCAAAUAAUGCUGUCCAUCUCCUGGUCUUAAAGCAGUGGGCACAGGCCAGGUGUGGUAGUACAUGCCUUAAACCCAGCACUUAGGCAGAGGCAGGUGGAUCUCUGAGUUUGAGGCUAUCCUGGUCUAUGUAAUUGAGACCGUGUCUCCAAAAAAAGGGGCAGAGUGGGCACAGCUGCUCCCUUGUCUGUGCCCUGAAAAGAGAGGGCAAGUUGAGUACUUUGACAACCUGACUGCCACACUCCUGUGCCCCACACUACCCUCUGUAGCAGCUGGGCUGCUUCCGUUCAGUCCUAUCAAGACCUCAGAUACCUUUGUUCCAAGAGGCGUCGAGCCUCUAAAGAAUGUCUUACCCUCCGCCCAGAGGUGAUGCCUUUCUGAAGGCUGAGGCUAUUGCCUCCUGCCCAGGGUCCCUCCUAGUGAGUAUAGUGUUCAUGCCCCUCCCUCACCCUUAGGUGCCUUCAGACUGCACAGCCAGUUUUAACCUCAGAUAUCCAUGACCAAACUAGCCCUAACACACAGGGACCUGGGCCUCUGCUGCCUGACAAGAGCAAAGCUUGGAAAUCUGGAACUGCAGGACUAGAAGAACCUCCUGGGUCCUACCCUCUAAGGAUGCCCAGGCUGAAAUGAGAAGUGACUUGCUCAAGGUCACACAGUUGGAUAGUAACCAAGCAAGAGCUCAGACUUCUUGUUUCCAAGUCACCUGUGUUUUCUGGGACCAAAUAAUGGGCACCUGCUGGAGUCUGGGCAGAGCAGUGCUGGCUCCAAGCUACUCCAGACCUCCUGAAAGCAGGGGUCCCCUUUGGAGGGUUCACUGCCUGUGCCAGCCCAGCCAAUACAGCUUUGACCCUUACAACCUCUUUUGUUGCCCCUUUCUGUCUCUAGUCAGUCUUGUGGCAUGGGAACUGUCUUCUGGGAAACAAGCAGGGAGAGGAGGAGCAGGACAGCAGCCUCGGCAGGUGCGGUUUUCAGUUCCACUGCAACUCCUCCCCCUUUUGUUUCCCCAAUUUAAGCAUAGGUUCUGCCAGCUGUCGAAACUUCAGUCCCUCAGGCUGGCAACGCACAGGCACCUGCUGGGGGCCCUGGCAUCCGUGAAGAAGGCUGAAAGGCAAAAGGACACGGGGCCUCUUUCUGCCCCCUCACUGUGCAGGGUGAUAUUGGUUCCUCCUUUACACCCCUUUCCAGAGCUAAUACACAGGUGCUAUUAUUCAGGAAAAAAACUGGUCGGCUCUGGCGAACAGCAAGGUUUUUUCUCUUCUGCCCCAACUAUUGUGUGGCCUCUUAUGCUGAAAUCCUGAAAUCGGCUUCUCCAGCUUUCAGAGCCUGAAACAAAGAGAAACAGGAUCUGUCUCUACCCAGCACAGCAAA
Nannospalax galili (Upper Galilee mountains blind mole rat) is the source of this 3598-nucleotide messenger RNA. RefSeq names its product WASP family member 2 (gene Wasf2). Gene Ontology annotation, biological process: actin cytoskeleton organization; positive regulation of Arp2/3 complex-mediated actin nucleation. Gene Ontology annotation, molecular function: Arp2/3 complex binding; actin binding; protein kinase A regulatory subunit binding. The record is from RefSeq and is a predicted model, not a curated record. The transcript has 10 exons. NCBI's taxonomy places the organism in Eukaryota, Metazoa, Chordata, Mammalia, Rodentia, Spalacidae. Gene Ontology annotation, cellular component: cytoskeleton. Bases 373 to 1854 code for a protein of 493 amino acids.